Onychostoma macrolepis is the source of this 3777-nucleotide messenger RNA. RefSeq lists its product as uncharacterized. The transcript has 4 exons. Gene Ontology annotation, molecular function: catalytic activity. Lineage: Eukaryota; Metazoa; Chordata; Actinopteri; Cypriniformes; Cyprinidae. The record is from RefSeq and is a predicted model, not a curated record. Bases 573 to 2543 code for a protein of 656 amino acids.
UUUAUUUUUGUUUGACUUUAUUAUUAAAAAUAAUGUGUUUUUUAAUUAGCAUGUGGUACCGAAAUUGGUACCGAGAACCGUGUAUUUUGACUGGUAUCGGUACCGAAUACUGAAAUUUUGGUACCGUGACAACACUACUUUACUGCUAUUUAGGAGAAAUCUUAGUGGUAAGAUAAAAUAUUUUGUGAAUAUGGACCCUGGUUUGUAGACUGUGUGCCUUGAGACACCUCAAGACCAAAUAAGAAAAGCAUUCACAUGCCUUUCCAGUCACAAGUCAUGCCUCCCACUCCCAGACCCAUCACUGUUUUUUUUUUCUUUUUCUUUCUCCUGAAAGUCAUGUGAUUUAUUGAAAAGUGAGAUCAGAUGUCUGACAUCUCAGUUGAAUACAGAUCCUUUCUGAUUGGCUGACAUGCAUCUUAUGCAACAUCAGUGCACUUAUUUAAGUCCGCACAGUAUAGUAGCAAAAGAAUUAAAGAAAACAAGACACAUACUAUAUAUAAUAUCCAGCAGAAAAACUCAGUUUGCUGUUUGGAACACGGAUUUUCUCAGUUCCUCCAUUUUCCUCUACUACUAUGGGUGUGGCAGAUGAACUGUGCGAUGAGCUGUUCCGUUGGAUUUAUCAGCAGGAGAAAUGUGCAGAUGAUCUCGAGGCUUUGGCCACCGAGCUGGAGGAGAUGAGGGAGGUGAUGACUACAGGCCAGUUGGUGGGAAACACAGCAACUGUGCUUGGGUCUGCCACCCUUGUUGGAACAGGCAUUGCAACAUUUCUGACUGGAGGCCUGGCUGCACCCUUGCUGGCAGCGGCAGCUGGUAUCACAGUUGGAGCGGGUACUGCAACUAGUCUUACACUUUCGCUCGUGGAGAAAUGGAAAUCCAGUAAAAAAAUGGAAAAUGCAGAGAAGACUACUAAUAAAAUCAAACAGAUUCAGAACAAUAUUGAAAGGCUCCAGAAGAAACUCCAGAAGGAGUGUGAGAGUGAAGGCUUUAAAGCGUCAUCCUCCGAUGACGUGGAGUGUGAAAUCACAGUGAGAAUCCUGAGAGCCAUGGGCAAACGUAGUGGUAGAGAUCUGCCCCUCAGUCGCCUAAGGCACCUCUUCAGUAUUGAUGGCAUGUAUACACAUCACAGAUAUGGGUUUCAUCCAGACAUUGCAUUCUUCUGCACUGUCAGUUCUUUGGUAACAUUCCUUGGAUAUUCUGCCGUCUUUCUGAAAACAGCAGCAACAAAAGGACAAAAAUAUUAUACUCCACUUUUUGUGAAAGCUACUGAAGGAAUGGUUGAUCUUUCAAUCAAAGCUGUAUUAAAGGGAACAGGCCAGGCCGCAGGAGGAAUAUUUGGGCUGAUAUUAACAGUUCCCGAUCUGAUUGAUAACUGUGAAGAACUGAUUAAAAACAAACAUCAGACUGAAGCUAGCAAAUUUCUGAAGACAAAAGCUAAAGAAAUCCGUGAGACUGCAAAAAAAUUUAAAAAGCCAUUGAAUGAAUUGCAAGAGAUGCUCAGUCAAAUCCCUGAAAUAGAGUGUCACAUUGAUUUGGCUCAGGAGAUGUUUGGAUCUCAAAUAUACACACAAGGCACCAUUUGUGUGGAGUAUAAACAGACCCAAAAGCAGGACAGGAAGACACAGAGGUUUAUUUUCCUAUGCACAAAAGACAUAGGAGUAACUAAGUAUGGUUCCACAUGUAAAGACAAAUCAGGUAACAACAAGAACAAAAGACAGAAGAAGAAGGCUACUUCAACUGAAGACAGGUACCUUAACCAGGAGAGGAAAACUGCUUUUCUGAGGAAACCACCACACAAGUCUAAAACAAAAGUAAAGGAAUUUCAGUUCCGCCUUCCUAAAAUAAUGAUGUCUAAUGUGCGUUCUCUUCCAAACAAAAUAGAGGAGCUCGAAGAAAUGAUGGAAGAUGCGGAAAACUUUAAUUCCGAUCUGAUGUUCUUCACAGAGACAUGGUUGAAUAGGAACUCACCCAGCAUUAGCUUGGAGGGAUAUAUGUCUUACAAGGUUGAUCGUGAUGCACGGCUAACUCAGAAACAUAGAGGAGGGGGAUUGAUAAUGCUUGUGAAUGAGGUCUGGGCGACUGAUGUGGAGGUGGAAAACAUCAUGAUUACUCGAGAUUAUGAGUUAAUGGUUGUGUCCAUUAUACCAAAUGAACACCCUGAGGGUGCUCCACCACUUACCUUCAUCCAUGUGUAUAUCCCAGGACCUAAUAUUACUCAAGCUGCCACUGACAUUGCUGGUAUUUAUUAUGAUGCUCUGGAGAAGUAUCCUGGUGGUCCUGUUUUCUUAUUGGGUGAUUUCAACCGGUGUGACAUCACUCAUCUCUUGGACCUGGAGCAAUAUGUCACAUGCCCAACCAGAUACAGUAACACCCUGGAUAAGUGCUAUGGGAAUGUGCCAGGGGCUUAUAGAUCUGUAUGCAGACCCCCGCUUGGCCGGUCAGACCACAAUGUCAUUCAUUUGAUUCCUAAAAAAAAGUCGGAUGAAAGUGAUCCUUCCAAAGAUGAGAAGUGUACACACGACAAAACCAAACCCAGAAAGCAAUGAGAGGCUGCGCAACAGUUGUACUUCUGUUGUUUUCAUGUAGCACCGUGGUCCUGGAGGAACAUUGUUUAGUUUCACUGUGUGCUGUACUAGUAUAAGAUAGCUUGUUUUGUCCUAUAGAUGCAGGUGGCAUCUAACUACUUUCAAUUAACUUAUUGAGUAUAAAAAGUAAUUUAGAAAAAAGAAGACAGGAUUAUAGUGGGAACUGGUCUGAAUACUGGCACAACAAUGAGGAACAACAAAAUUCUCCUUUGAAUGAAGAAAAUUAAAUGAAGGAAACUGUUGCUUGAUAUGCAUAAAGGUCCCCUUAAGUGCUUUGAAACACACAGCGUUAUUCUGUGUGGUGACGUAAUUUCAACUGAAACAGGAAGACAAGACGGGCAGCCCCGUCCCCCUUUUUAAAAUAGCCAAUACCGUUUUGUUUAUAUCUGCUCGGGCCAGAGCCGUUGAGCUCGGUAAAACCGCAUUUGACUUGAAAAAUGACAUGUGACUUAAAAAAAAAGAAAUGCUACCACCUUGCUAGUCUACAAUUUUAAUCAAACAAAUAUCUUUUCUACUUACAGUAAUACUGCUAAAAGAUAUUCAAUCACUGAAGUUUACCAUUAUAACCAAAAAUGACCUGUAAAUGUGUUGAUUACAUUGAAAGGACCAGGACUCUGAUGCAGUCUGGCUGUGAAUGGUACCAUUAAUUAUUCACUGAAGAGAAAAACAAGAGAGCAUUCACAAGCUCUGGGGUGGUGGAAGUUCACUGAAGAAUCCUCUGUAAACCAAGUGCAAGAUAAAUCCUGAGGAGAGGAUGGAAACUGUUAAUUCAAGGAAAUGCCUUAACUACUAAAUCCCCAGGAAGAAUGGUUCAGUGGGUUCACUUUAAACUAUUCGCCUUCUUGAACUCUCUCAAUCUACUUUUAUGUGAUACUGAUAAACACACACCAAUUAGUAUCUAACUUUGAGCGCAAUCCUAAUCAUAAACUGUAGCCUAUUACGUAAAACAUUGAGCAUACAUAUUUUACACUGUGUUAAGACUUCUAGUGGAACAGAGAGUAAAGUUUGUUUGUGUGUGUGUGUGUGAGAGAGAGAGAGAGAGAGAGAAACAAUAGAAGCCCAAUAGAAACCAUCACAGAAAUUCCAAUGGUUUCCAUUAAAAUACCAUUAUGAACCAUUAACAUUUCCCAGUAAAACCAUUGCAAAAUUCCUUUUUAUAGUGUGUUUUGGGCAUUUUUCCAAUAGGAUUUAACAU